CCCCUUGUUUUCAGGCUGCUCUAAAAAGCCAAGAUGGCAACCAUCGAUGCCAGUCAGUGGGAUGAAACCAUUUGCGAUAUGAUUGCCUGCCAACACCCUCCCUGCUGGGAGGCAAUCCAGAGGAUCGUGAAAGGGCAGCCCCGGAUCAUGUUGAGGAGCCUUGACUCUCCGGAGGGAGAUUCCCCCGAACCUGAAGAUGAACUGCCGACACUAAAGAUUGUGGACCUUCCCCUCAACUAUUCUCAAAGAUGUGCUGAAAGCUUACUUUCCAUCUCGAAAACUAUCUCAAGCAUCAAAGAAUCUAGAAGUUUUUCGAAUACCACGCUGAACAAUGCUUUGAUGCCCCCAAUUUCACGAAUCAGUUCCGAAAGGUAUCCCUUCCCAGGACUGAACUCCAGGAUGGAAACUCGCACUUCCCACUUCACACCAAUAAGUUUCACCUGCUUGAGGCAAGCUGAGAAAAUACAGAUGACGGACUUCAGUGAGUUGGCUGGGCACGGGCUGUGCACACACCUGCCCCCCUGUGGAAGCUUGGUAGUCACAUGGGUCCCAGACAGGCGCCAUAGGCUUCUGCGACCUGAGAAGCCAGCCACAAGAGGGUUGCGCGUGAAAGACCUUGCUUCAGAAUGCAACCUCAUGGUUGUGGAGAAGAAGGAGAUGAAAAGAAAAAAAUCGAAUAAAGUUCCUACAGGUGGUCAGCCCUACCUCCUUCAUCUAAGGAAGAAGCCAAAGGAACCUGCCAUUUUGCCAAGUAUCCUUGCAGGUAAAGAAGGGGAUCCCAAGGGAAGCCUCUUUGUGGGUAAAGAAAGGGAUCCCAAGGGAAGCCUCCUGAGUAAAGAAAGGGAUCCCAAGGGAAGCCUCCUGAGGGAGAAGAGCUUCUCAUCCUGUCGCUCGCAGCUGGCUCCUGUUGAGCCCCCACUGCCUCGCUGCAAGAGCCUCCUGCAUCUAGAGAACAGGAGGGGGGAAGUGGCAGCCAGGAAGGAGGCGCUGGAGUCCCUCUUCACUGUGCAGAAGGCACCCAGUGCAAAGAUUCCCAUGAAAGAAAAUCUCCUGAGACGGACCCCAAGCCAACUAAAGUUUGCCUUAAGAGACUCUGUGGCUUUCAGGCGUCCGAUGCCAAUGCUGGCAGAGCAGCAGGAAGUUGUGGAUCCCCCUUGCAGUGGAGGAGGAGGAGGAGCUGAUAGAGAGUUCUGGCUCAAGAGAGUGGCUCAGAAACCAGAGAAGACCUUCUUGCAGUUCCAGUCCAUAAAUCCUCCUCCUCCUCCUCCCUCCCCUCUCAUGUCUGAGACCAGCGAGUAA
Lacerta agilis (Sand lizard) is the source of this 1299-nucleotide messenger RNA. RefSeq names its product chromosome 1 C9orf43 homolog (gene C1H9orf43). Bases 34 to 1299 code for a protein of 421 amino acids. The record is from RefSeq and is a predicted model, not a curated record. Lineage: Eukaryota; Metazoa; Chordata; Lepidosauria; Squamata; Lacertidae. The transcript has 10 exons.